AUGGUUGACGCCGCAGGCCAGCGACAGCGUCACGGGAGUGUGCGCAUGUCCGCUUAUGCCUUCUUUUCUCCCUCCUUCGCUGGUUUCUACGGGAUUUCCGCCUACGGCCAGUCAAUGCCGAGUCAUUUUGGCGUUUCUUCAACGUCGCCGUACUCAUCGCCGGCAGCGGGUGCUGUGGGGGGUCCAGCAUCGUCUGUUGCGGGACGCCAUUUCGCGGCUGCGGCGGCCGCGGCGGCGGCGAUGCUAGGGAGUUGCUUUUACCCCACGCGCUCCCCGCCUGAGACUCUUGGAGCGCCCGGGUCGAUGUUAUCGUCGCCGCCGCCGCCUCCUCCCCAUCCAGCGCCGCCUCAGCAGUCCGCGUCCGUGUCGUCGCCCUCCACGCCGGCCUCUGCCGCCUCCUCCUCCUCCUCCUCCUCCACCAGCCAGCAACAUUCCGCUGCGACCGCGGCAGCCUGGCUGUCCAGUCCUCUGGCCGCUGUGGCAGCUGCCACCUCGCCAUCCUUCACACCAAAUCUCUUUAACCACGUCCCGCCGCACAAUCGACAGGCAGCAGCGGUGCAUUUCCUCUCAAGCCUGACUGCGGCAGCGGCAGCUUCGUCCGCGGCCUCGUCAUCUUCCGCCAGUUCGCCCCUUCCACCGCCACCACCACCACAGGCGCCGACGGCUUCGCCCUCGGCCGUCUCGCCGUUCGUGGGAGGCGCGUUCCACCACUCCCUCUCCGUGGCAACCAAUGGAAGUGGCGAGAAGAUGGACGCUGGCAGUCCCCAUGCCACUGCGCUUUCGCUUCUCGCGUUGUCCCCCGCGUCUCCUGCCGCCGCUGCUGUCGCCGCUGCCGCUUACUGCCAAUCAAAAUCCGGGCUACAGUUUGGGUCGUCGAUGCUCACGGCGGACGGCCAGGCCGCCAAUUCACCCCUCACCUACACCCAACUUCAGCCAGCCUCACAAACCUCGAAGGACAGUGACAGGACCCUUCCAGGUUUCGCAGCAGACGGACGUCAUCAGCGAUAUCUCAGUGAGUCUGGGAGAUCCUGCGACUCCACGAAAAGAUGCAACAAUCGAUCUGCGAGUUCAACGGGUGGUGGUGGCGGCGGCUCCGGAGGUGGUGGAGGAAAGCAUUCUCCGUCGUGGAAGAUCAUGCGAAUAAACUCGGGCGGAAGUGGGGGCUCUCCGCUGUCAGCAGCAGCAUCGUCCUCCCUUGAUCAGUGUUCGCCAGGCUGCACGGGAUCUCCACGCACUGGAUCACCCCGCACAGCUAGCACUGCGGCCUCUUCGUCGUCGCCUGGCUUGACAAUUAACGCCGCCACACUUGCCCAGUACCGGCGGGAGAUCACCACGGAGAACAGUGGAACUGGUGUGCCCACAAAACGGGUGCAUAUUAAGAAACCCCUCAACGCUUUCAUGCUCUUCAUGAAGGAGAUGCGACCGAAGAUUCAGGAGGAGUGCACUCUGAAGGAGUCGGCUGCGAUUAAUCAGAUUUUGGGCAAGAAGUGGCACGAGCUUUCCAAGCCCGAACAAUCCAAGUACUAUGAACUGGCGCGGAAGGAGAAGGAAAUCCAUCGUCAGGCAAGUCUUGGGAAGCUGUUCCCUGGCUGGUCGGCUCGCGACAACUAUGCAAUCCACUCGAAGCGGAAACGCAAACGCAAACUCGCCGCUGCGGUAGCUGCUGCCUCUGUGAUAAACGCCGCCGCCGCCGCUGGCGGAGGGGGUGGCGGUGGGGCCGGAGAAGGUUCCUGUGGCGGUGGCAACCGACGCGACCUCUUCGACGCUGACGGCUACUUCGCUGGUGCCGGAGGCAAUGGCAUGGGCUCCCUCAACACCUCCUCCGCGUUGGCAGCCGCUGUCGACCUUGGCAACCCCAAGAAGUGUAGAGCGCGUUUCGGACUGGAGCAACAGACGCGUUGGUGCAAACCAUGCAGACGAAAGAAGAAGUGCGUCCGCUUCCUCACGGACGCCGAGUACGACGAGGCUUUGCAAUCGGGCAAACUGCAGUCUGAGCCCUCUUCUCCGUCGGCGGCGGCGGCAGGCGGUGGAAAUCCACAGGCGCCGUCUUCGCACCCACAAGCUUCCACGCCAGCACCCAGUGGCUUGUGCGGUGCAGCAGGAAGGGUGAAAGAUCAGUGGUCUGACCAGCUUCCCAAGUCACUUUCCAAUCCAAAGACUCCCAAUUCCACCUUUCUUUCUCCCAAUCCCACCGGUGCUUACAGUCACCCACCCCCCGCGCCAAGUGGGUCUGACUACGCCGCCUCGACCAGCGGCAGCAACGAGGACUACUCCGCUGCAUUCUCUGCGCCCUCCUACAACCAGUUCUCCCCGUACGGCGAUUUUCAACGCCCUACUCUGGCUCACUCAACCCUGAGCUUCCUUGAGCACCAUCGACCUCCCUUCACGCCCGUCUCACACUCUCAAGGAAGCAACAGCAACAACAGCGGAACCAUCCACCACGACGAGUCUGCAGAGGAUGACAUGAAGAACGAGACCCUCUGUGUCUUCGCCACUGAAGCCUCCCCCGCCGGCAGUUGCCAUCACAACAACAACAACGAAGCUGAGGAGGAGGACGACGACGAAGAGGGCGACACCUUUCCGCACAUCAAACAAGAAUCCAGUCCCGUGAAUGGCAUGUUCCCGGUUUCCACGAAGGUCGAGGCGGCUUCUUCGCCGCCUGUACCAGUUACUGCGGCGUCCGCGUCGUCGUCCUCGUCAACUUCGUGUUCAGGCGGUGGAGGGGAAAAACGACCCAUCAUUUUUUCCGCCGCUGCUCUUAGCCGGUGCGAGGAGCCUAUGUCGUCGAAUGCGGCCGUGGAAACCGGCACUACGGCCUCGUGA
Mesocestoides corti is the source of this 2823-nucleotide messenger RNA. The record is from the annotation of a GenBank genome assembly. Lineage: Eukaryota; Metazoa; Platyhelminthes; Cestoda; Cyclophyllidea; Mesocestoididae.